ACGAACGGCCACACGGAAGCAGUGAAAAUCCCAAUGAAACGAGAAAUCUAAUAAGUUUUAGCCUAAAAGUGUUGCAAUUGUUGGUGCAUUUAACGAUUUAAAGUAAAAUAAUUCAAAACACCUAGCCGCAUAGUUAAAAACCCCCAUAACACCUCACAUCGAGCCAUAAAAACACUUAAAAAUCAACGGCUGUGCAGCAGCAGGAAGAAGAGGAAGAGAGGUGCGUGGUGCGUAGUUAGUGCGAAAUUGCGUAUUAGGAAAGAAAACAACAACAAGCAGGGCUGCGAAAGCCAGCAAACAUUUUGAACAACAAACGUUAGCCAGCGAAGAACAAACAAACCGAACAUAUUGUCGCAUCUGCAGUGGGAGUGCCAAAAACUGGUUACAUGGGUCCGACGGAUCAAGACUGGAUCGGCUGUGCGGUGUCUAUAGCCUGCGACGAGGUCCUGGGCGUUUUUCAGGGCCUGAUUAAGCAGAUCUCCGCCGAGGAGAUCACGAUCGUGAGGGCCUUCCGAAAUGGUGUACCGCUGCGCAAGCAGAACGCCGAGGUGGUCCUGAAGUGCACGGACAUUCGCAGCAUCGAUCUCAUCGAGCCCGUGAAGGAGGAAAUAGAUGGUCACACGGCCCCGCCCCCCGUGAUAAACAAACCAACGCCCGUCAAGCUGCCCCACUUCUCCAACAUCCUGGGCAAGCAGCAGCAACUCCAACUCCAGCAGCAGCAGCAACAGAAGCAGCAGUACCUGGAACAGGAUCAGGAACAGGAUCUGCCAUCGACGCCACGGUCAAGGUGCAACGGAUAUGGACAAGGAGCGGCAGGUGCGGGAGGAGCAGCCCUAGCCGCAUCGAGUUCUUCGGGGUCACGUGGCAACUUUAACUCGGCGCUCAGCGAUAAGAUGCACCAGCUGAAGCUCAUCGAGACCAACGGCUCUAAUGGCACCCGAAGAACACCGCAAACAUCUCGGGCGUCCAGUGCCCAGCAGCAGCCGCAGAUGUCGACGACUCCUAACAGCGUGGCCGCCUUUUUUGGCAACUUGAUACCGCCGAAGGUUGAGGUGAAACUGGGCGCCUACGUGGCCAACACGCGGGAGAGCUACUGCAGCAGCAGUGGGGAAAGCGGCGAGGCGGCUGGGCUGUCAUUGGGCAGCAGCAGGCCCAUAGAUAUCGUCAGCAACGGAGAUGGAUUUUACAAGCAGCCAGCAGCCUCCAGCUAUGGAAAUGCAAAUGCCAAUGGCAGAAAAAAUGGCAACGUUAACAACAAUGGAAUUGGCAACGGAAACGGCUCUUACACCAAUGGAAAUGGCAACGGCAACGGAAAAAACAAGCGAAAUAGGGUACGACGGGAAAGCAGCAUGCGGCAACAGGUGCAGCUUACUUUUGGCAGCGAGGCGGACGAUCCACUGAUCCACGAAGACUUCGAUUUUGAGGGAAAUCUGGCGCUGUUUGACAAGCAGGCCAUUUGGGACGACAUCGAGUCGACGCACCAGAAACCAGACGAGGUGCGGCAGGUAGUCAACCACCAUCAUCACAAGCCGGAGCAGAAGUACCGACACGACGAGAACAUCUUGGCCAGUAAGCCGCUGCAGCUGCGCCAGAUCGAGAGCAUGUUCGAUGGCGGCCAGGACUUUGUGACAGAUGACGGACUCAUUAUACCCACGAUUCCGGCCUACGUUCGGAAUAAGAUCGAGAUGAGUGCUGAGAAGGCGGGCCUCUCGCUGCAGAGGCAGAUUGAUAUAUUGGCACGCGGGGCCAGUGACCUGGCCAUCACACUGCUGGGCGGUGCCAGACGUUUGACGCCGGCCAACAAUCAUCAGUGGCCGAAGAUAGCCAUCAUCUGCGAUGGCGUCAAGAACAUGAGAGCAAUUAACAUUGGAGCAGCCACUGGUCGCCAGCUGGCAUCGCAUGGUCUCACUGUACUACUGUACGUGGAGCAGGCCAAACUGGUGGAGCAUAACAGCAGCAGCGCUGAGAUUUCCUUGUUCAAGGCAACCGACAAUGUCAUAGUUCACUCAGUAGAUGCCUUGCCCACGCCAGAUCUUGUGAUAUUAUCGACUAACACCGCUAAUUUAUCGGAUGCGAUCAGGUUAUGGCUCGGUGUAAAUCGCGCUUCGGUGCUUGCCGUAGAUCCGCCGCCGUGUGGCAUAAAUGAGGUGGCUAUCAAGUACUCAAUUCUACCCAUACUACCAUUGAAUGGCAUAUCAACAGCAACAGCAUCAUCAUCUUCUUCGGCUGCUGCCACACCAACGCCCAUUGCCAGCACUUCGGCAGCAGCAGCGGCUAACAAAUCAGCAGCAGCAACAUCAACGAACAAUUGUGGCAAAUUGUAUUUAUGUAAUCUAGGUAUACCAGAUAAAUUCUAUCGUGAUUGUGGCAUUAAGUACAAAAGUCCCUAUGGACAUAAAUAUGUGAUACCGAUUCACUCAAAGGACUGAAACAACGACAACAAAAACACAAACACCAACAUUUACAACAGCAAUCAAACUGCAACAUCAGCAAUACCAGCAAACCAUUUAAACAAACAGACAAGCACACACAACAAAAACAAUAACAAUGACACACCCGCACACUUGUGAUGAUCAUCAAGUCCAGUUUCCUGUGAAUCUAGCUCUUAGUAGUCUUCUCAUAUAUUACUCAAAUUAAUCAUUUUGUUCUACGGCGCGUAAAGAUUUAGUUUUUAGGUUAGUUCAUGCAUCAGCCCUUUAAAUAAGUCUAGUUAUUAUAUCUAUUUUUCUGAAUUAAUUCAAAGCUGCCCCGGGCAAAUGCCAAACUAUAAUUAGUUUUCAACACCCUUUAGACUAUUUUUUUUAUUUCAUUUCUAAAACCACGCUAAUUUUUGUACAGCCCUCAGUUCAGAAAACUAGUCCUGCAUUUACAAGUUUUAAAAGCUUUAGUUUAGGCACACGCUAUACAAAAUUUUCCAAGCAUUCAAUCCAAACUUCAAAACCCCAUAAGAAUAAUUAAACAGAUGCUAUGGCCUUAAUUUGAAUUGUAAUUCCCUGUCCUUCCCGCAAGUGGUCUUUAUAAUCGUAAUCAACAAAUCAGGCGAUAAAUUGUUUGUAAAUAACUAUACAAUUCUAUGGGGAAAGAUAAGAUCAUGUUAAUUAUUAUCAAGUAUGCGCAAUAAAUGCCAAAUUCAAUGUCUAAUUUUAAGCAUAAAAUCAACAGCAAAAGCAACAACUAUUGUACGAUGUAAUAAGGAAAACAAAUCCAAGUAUAAAUCAAAUCAUAUAGUUAAGUUAGUUUCGUAAGCAUCAAGGGUUUAAACGAUUAACAAACAAACUAUAACAAACAAAACAACACUGAUAAAAUGAGGAACACUUUAUAUUAUAUAUAGACGUAUUUAAGAUGUGUCUUUAAGCAAAACUAAAAGUCGAGAGCAUAAUUUUUUACCCAUCGAAUACUAAAGAGAAAGAAACCACAACACAAUACAUAUACUCUAAACUGUAGAACGAUGAAUUUUAUAUAAGAUUAAAUCCAAUCUAAUAGUGCAAAAUUUUAGAAGGUUGCGACUCAGCAAGGCAACCAAAAACUCAAAACAAACAACCCAAAUGAAAACUACUUGUUGUAUAAAUAAUAACUAUAAUUGUAAAGAUAAAAAACACGUAGAUUCUAAAUUCCAAUCAUGUUGAUGAUCAUCUGCAAAUUCAAUUUCCAAAAACCAUCAAAUUAUAUUGUAAAAGAGAGUUGAAUGCGGAUCAAUCCACCGCAAGGCGGGUCCCGCAGUGACUGUUUUGUGUUAGGAGUAGAAGAGAUGACCAGACUUUAAAGGGAUGUUGGUGGAGAGCGGAUGAGAAGGUUUUCCCAAUACCACAGCAACAACUACAGAUUUCACUACCAAACGAAUAGACACCAACACAAAGAAAAACAACAAAAAUUCAGAUUUUGAAAACGCUUAAAAAUUCUAAAAACAUAUAUUUUCGGGCCAAUCGAAAUUGUUAAACAAAGAAUGAAAACCUAAUUUUAAAUUUAUACAUAAAAGACAAAAUUGUACAGAAAAUUCUCUUUUGGAACAAAAAUCAAGCAGAAAAAAGAUAGCGGAUCAAAAAAAAAGAAUACAAAAUGAAAGUCCUUUCCAAACGAAACAGCAAUAUUUAAAAAUACAAACAACACCGAGAAGCCUUCUCAUGGAAGAAAACAGA
Drosophila rhopaloa is the source of this 4136-nucleotide messenger RNA. RefSeq names its product enhancer of mRNA-decapping protein 3 (gene Edc3). The record is from RefSeq and is a predicted model, not a curated record. Gene Ontology annotation, cellular component: P-body. Gene Ontology annotation, biological process: deadenylation-independent decapping of nuclear-transcribed mRNA; P-body assembly. NCBI's taxonomy places the organism in Eukaryota, Metazoa, Arthropoda, Insecta, Diptera, Drosophilidae. The coding region runs from base 387 to 2429 and encodes 680 amino acids. The transcript is spliced from 5 exons. Gene Ontology annotation, molecular function: mRNA binding.